UGCACGAGAAUCAUAACCAUAGAUGAAAUGUUGCAUGCAUGAAAUUUAAGAUGGAUUGUUACUCGUAUUUUCUAUGCUGAUUAUUCAAGAAAUUUUUUUCUUUUUCUUUUUUUAAUGGGAAAUUGCAUUCGAGAAAGUUCUGAUAUCACCACGCCAUACCCAAAUAAUCCUAUAGGUGCUACAAAAGGAGGUUAUUAUAGAAAAAGAAGCACAUUAUUGUUACCACCACCACCAAUACAACAUGUUGAUGAUGAUGAUUAUGGUAAAGAUGAUGAGAUUGUUCUAGCAACAUCAAGAUCUGAAGGCGACAUACUACUAAUUUCAUCCCCUCAUUUAAAAUCCUUCACAUUCAAUAAUCUUAAGAAUGUUACUGGAAACUUUGAUCAUGAGAAUCUAAUAGGAGAAGGUGGAUUUGGUUAUGUUUAUAAGGGAUGGAUUAAUGCUCAUUCAUUUGACCCUACCUUUGGAAUUGGAACUGUUGUUGUAGCUGUAAAGAAGCUUAAACCUCAAGGUUUUCAAGGUCAUAAGGAGUGGUUGGUAGGUUUCUUAUUAAUUGCUACCUAUUAAUUCACGGGCAAUACUCACAUAUAGA
Messenger RNA from Arachis ipaensis, 592 nucleotides. The record is from RefSeq and is a predicted model, not a curated record. NCBI's taxonomy places the organism in Eukaryota, Viridiplantae, Streptophyta, Magnoliopsida, Fabales, Fabaceae.